This is a messenger RNA of Tetrahymena thermophila SB210, 4998 nucleotides long. RefSeq lists its product as hypothetical. The record is from RefSeq and is a predicted model, not a curated record. Lineage: Eukaryota; Ciliophora; Oligohymenophorea; Hymenostomatida; Tetrahymenidae. The transcript is spliced from 5 exons.
AUAACUUAUACUUACUGUCUCAAUAAGAUUAAUUAAAGAAGGUUUAGUAAAAUGAAAAUCCUUUUGCUCUUUAUCUUUCAUUUAUAAAAUUUGUUCUGCUAUGAAGUACUUUAUGAUAAAAAAUAUGGCACUGAUACUAAUUGCUUAAGUGAUUUACCAACAGCUUGGACUAAGUUAGAGGGAGGCUAAAUUACGCAAUGCUCAGAUACUUGUACUAAAUAGUAUGAUUCAAGUACUAUUGUUAAAUUCAUUUCUGAUGAGAACUCCUCUUUAGGUCUUAAAUUUUCUUUUAAUCCUACUCCUACUUAGCCUUUCUCAUUUAUUGGUGUAGAUAUAAUUUACUUUUAAACAGGAGGCACAGUGAUUGGGUUAAGGAUAAAUGGUUCUUCUUCUGCAACAACUGUUUAUUCAACUUUACAAACUACUUAUGAUGAAAAUUAUUCUAUUUCCUGUCCAGAUUUAAGAUCCUUUUAUAGAGGUUCAGCUAUUUUAAGCACUAACUAGCUUUAAAGUGGUAAUACAGUGUACAUUAAUAUAGAAAAAGAUUCACCAAGCUAAAGUAUUGGCAUCAGAAGUAUUAGAGUUUGGACUAAUUGCAGAGAAAAUUGUUUAACAUGUAGCGAUGCAACUAAUUGCAAUAUUUGUUAGCCAGGAUUUCAAUUAUAUUAAAUGCCUUCUGGAGAAUUUGUUUGUGAGCAAACAAAAGGAUGUGCUGCAAUGAAUUGCUACUCUUGCUUUAUAGGAGAUUAGUCUUAAAUUUGUUAUAAAUGUGCAGCUGGAUAUAACUUGAAUGCAACAGGCACUAAAUGCAAUUUAGCCAAUCAAACUCUUUGCCCUGCAUAUACUUAUAUUGAUUAAAGUGGAACUUGCUAAUAAUAUACUUACUCAUGUCAAUACUAAGAUAGAACAACUAACUAGUGGACAGCCUGCGUUAAUUAAGAAGAUCCAAGAUACUAUAAAUGUGACAAUAGAAUGGCAGUCAGGGUUUAUAACAUAGAAAACUAUGGGGUAUUUUAGUGUGGAUGUGGUAUUCCAAACUGCAGUUCAUGUUCAGCUGACUUAACUACUUGCUCUUAAUGUAAAUUUGGAUAUUACUUUAACCCAGGUACAAGUCAAUGCGAUAGUAUGUGUCCUAGCACUUAAUUCUAUAAUGGUUCUUUUUGUUAAAGCUGCACAGUGGCAAACUGCCAAUCAUGCUCCUAAGCUGGAACUUGUGAUAAAUGCAAAGCCUCAUAUGUAUAUAAUAAUUUGACAUAGAGAUGUGACUAAUUUAUUCCUUAAUGUAGCUAAGGUUACUACUAUAAUUAAACAAGUAAUUCUUGCUAAUAAUCAUGUCCAGAUUAAAACUGCUUGACUUGUAACCCAUCCGGAGUAUGUACUACAUGCAUUAAUAACUAUACAUGGAGUACUACUGAUAAUAGAUGCAAUAAGAAUUGCUUGUCUAAUUAAUACUUUGAUUAUGUCCAAAAUAAUUGCAUAAAUUGCCCAACAAAUUGUCAGACUUGUGAUUCUUCCUAAUGUACUUAAUGCAAUAGUGGAUAUCUAUGGAAUGCAAAUGAUUCAAGAUGUAAUAUGAGUUGUUCAUCGAACUAGUAUUUUGAUUCAGUAAACAAUAACUGUAUCAACUGCCCAGCAAAUUGCUAAACUUGUAACUCCACCUAAUGUACAUUAUGCAAUAGUGGGUAUAUGUGGGAUUCAAGCGUUAAAACAUGUGUAAGCUGUUCAUCAAAUUAAUAUUAUGAUUCAGUAAAUAAAAAUUGCGUAAAUUGCCCAUUAAAUUGCUUAACAUGUAAUUCUUCCUAAUGUACAUAGUGUAAUAACGGAUAUCUAUGGAGUUCUAAUGACCUAAGAUGUAACAUGAUUUGCUCAUCUAACUAAUAUUUUGAUAAUGCAAAUAAUAUCUGCAUAAAUUGUACAACAAAUUGUUAGACAUGCAAUUCUACCUAAUGCACAUAAUGCAAUAAUGGGUAUACAUGGAGCUCUGGCGAUUAAAGAUGUAAUAUGAUCUGUUAGAGUAAUUAAUAUUUUAAUCAAUCCACAAACAACUGUAUUAACUGUACAUAAUUUUGCUUAUUAUGUAACUAAAACGAUUGCACUUUAUGCUAACCUGGUUAUUUAUAUGAUAGUACUGAUAAGAAAUGCUAUAUAUAAUGUAAUACAGGAUACUAUUUAGAUAAAAUUAAUAAUAUGUGUAAUGCUUGUAUAGAUAAUUGCUUGAAUUGUAGCUCUAUGUAAAAUUGCACUUAAUGUUAAAUAAGCUAUACAUAUAAUUAAAUAGCUAAUGCUUGCGAAAAAAUUUGUUAAGCAAGCUAAUACUUAGAUGUAUAAAAAAAUUAAUGCACAAACUGUAUGUAAAAUUGCACUUCCUGUACAGAUAGUAAUAGCUGUAAUUAAUGUUCUUAAGGAUAUUCCUAUAGCUCUUUAAAUAAAAUUUGCUACUAAGAUUGUUAAUCUAAUUAAUAUUAUAAUGAAACCUCAAAUAAAUGCUUAGAUUGUGGAAAUAAUUGUCUAACUUGUAACCAAAAUUAAUGCACUAAAUGCAAUUAAUCUUUUUUUACAAGCUAAAAUGAUAAUUAAAACUGCCAACCUUGUUCCAUUAGUAAUUGCAAAACAUGCUCCUCGUUAAACAUUUGCGCUGAAUGUGAAUCAAAUUAUAAUUUGAGCUUAGAUAAAUCAAAAUGUAGUUAAGGGUGUAGUGUGGACUUUUGUACAUAGUGCUCAUCUUAAAAUAGCUCUGCUUGUUAAUAAUGCUAAGAUGGGUAUGAAUUGGUAUAAUCUCAAGGUAUUUGCCAACCUGUAUUGGUAGUUCAAAAAGGCUAAACUGAUGUUAAUCUAGGAAUAAAGUUGGGUGAUGAUGGAUAUUCUAUUUAAAUUAAAUUUUCUAACUCAGUAUCUUAUGAUAAUAUUGAUAAAAGCAACUUAAUUUACCUAAAUAUUACAAACGUUUAAAAUUACACCUACACCAUUUAGGAUUUUGAGCCAAAAGAGAUUAAAUUAGAUAUUGUCUCAUAAGAAAACAUAAAAAAUUAAUAAAUUAAAAUAGGUUUUAAAAAUAAAAAUUUUGUUUUAAAAAAUUAAAUAAAGACAAUAGAAAUUUAGUAAAAUCUUAGCCCAUCAUUCGUAGUAAUUCCAUAAUCAUAAAAAGUAGCAACUUAGUAAGCUACUCAGCUAGGUUCAGGAGCGACUACUCUAUUAGCUACUAUGAUUCCUAUUAUAACUAUGAGCAAUUUUUAUGUCCUUGUAAACACGAUAGAUAUCACUGGUUUCCUCUAUUAUAUGCUAUAUAUAAACAUUAGAAAUCCAGAAAAUGUAGUUUAGUUUUACUCAAUCUUUUAGAAUUUUCAGUAUCCCUUUAUCCCUAACUUAUUUCAGUACGUUGUUAGCCCAAAUUAUCAGUAGACAUCAUUCCCUAAAUUCAUGGAAAACUAAACUGAUUUUUACUUUCUAAACAGUACUGGAUAAGCUUUUACAAUCCAUUUGCUUAUUAUGAGUCUCUAUUUGAUUGCUAAAAUUAUGAGUAUGAUAAAAAUAAAAUAUGUUUAGGAUUACUUUAUAAAAGCUGUAAAUAAUACCUGGGAAUUUAAUGGAAUGCUUGACUUGAUUUGGAAUGAAUAUAUUUAUUCUUUAGUUGGAGUAUUACUCCAAUUUAAUUGCUAUGAUUUUGGUGAUUCAUCUGCAUUUUUGAAUUACACUAUUCAUUCUUUAUUUUCAGUCAUAAUCCUAGGAAUACCUUUUUUAAUUACAUUUUUAAUUUAUAAAUAACCAAAUGUUACUGAGAAUAAGAGAUUUUAAACUAAAUUAGGCUCUAUUAUAGGAGGACUCAACAUAUAAUAACUAGAAAUAUCAAGUCCUAAAAUAAAAGAUAUUUAGGAUGAUAAAAGAGAGCCUAUGGAUGCUCUUUCGUUAGACAAUAUUAUUAAUUAACACAAAAAAGAGGAUAUUUAAGGAAAAAGUGAUUACUUUUAAUCUUAAUAUUAAGGUUCUUAAGAUUUAUUGGUUUUAUCAGUAAAACCAUCUUUUGUUUAAAAGAUUAAAUCUUAUAACAAAUAUUACAAUUGCAUUCUCUAUUUCAGAAAGAUGUUAUUUGGUUUGAUUUUGGUAUUCUUGACUGAAUAUUAAUACUUGUAGCUAGUCUUAUUAAUUAUGCUCAAUAUUUUUAUAUUAUUUUUUGUAGUUUUAGCAUAGCCACUCUAAUCAAAAUAUGAAAAUAUCAAAAAUUGUUUUGGUGAAAUUAUUUUAAUUUGUAUUGGCAUUAGUCUUUCUUUAUUAGUUUAAGACAAUGAAUCCGAAGAUGAAAUGUUUAGAUUGAAAAUAGGGUGGAUUAUUAUUGCUUUUACAUCCUUUAUUCUCCUAUGGCACACAAUUCAGCUUACUUAUGAGACUCUCAAAUCUUUACUAAUUUUAAUGAAAAACAUAGUUAAUUUGGCAUUUAGACGCUCAUAAAAAGUCAAACCUGUCAUCAAAGAAACUAAAAAGAUUGAUAUAGAAGCAAAUAACCAUGAAGAAAAAACCUAAAAGAAUGUUAAAUAAGAGACUAAAUUUUAAGAACUCAAGUAGAACCAAAGGAAAGUAUCUAAUUAAUUAGAAGAUACAGAAUUAAUUUUAUUCUAAUCAAACACAAAUUUACCAAUUUCAGAUGAUCUCCAAAAAGCUGAUUCUAUAUAGCAGAUAGCUAAAGUAAGUUCUAAUAAAAACGAAAAUUUAUUUAUCCAGAGUAAUAAUAAUUCGAAUGAUAACUUAUAUAUAAACAACUUAAAAAGCAAUGAUAACGUAUUCUUAAAACCCUCAGACUAAAAAACUACAAGAACAAAAAGAAAAUCUAACUUUAGCAACAAUAGUAAUAAGAUGUAUCUUAACAUAUCUCAUAAUCAAAAUACUAAUAGAAUUCUUAAUGGCUUUAAUACAAAUAGAGAAGACAACACUUUUAUGAAUGACAACAACAAUAAUAAUAACAAUUAGUAAGCCUCAUAAAACCAUAUUAUAUAACAUAUUGAUUGA